CUCCGUGCACUCGGAGCACCUCCCGUGCUUGUGAUGGGGAGAUAUUCCCAAUGAAGGAUGAUGGGAUGGGUGGUUGGGCGUCUGUGGGCAGCCGAUCCCGUCACGUCCGAUUAUCGAAUUGGUCCAAGGGUCGUUUUUGAAGUAGGGUAGCUUAAAACCCUCGGGAGGAACUCUCCUGGACUCUCUGAUGACCUGAUGCCUGAUGGGGAUUACUCUCUAAGGAGUAGCUAAAACCCUCGCACGGUCACCAACCUCUCUGAAAUCUGAGUAUUUUUUCUUUUUGGUAAGAUAAGAAAGUAUUUAUUCAGACCUUUCCAUAAAGACAAUCAGUUUCUCAUCGUGUUUAACAACUAAGAAAAAAAGUAGAACAAUGCUAUUGAUUCGAUGUCUGCGCCCUCGUAUCCAGCCUUUGGCAUCACAUUCUUCGUUUUGUUCGGCGGCAGCUGUUCAAGCAGAGAGAACGAUUCGAGAAGGCCCUAGAAACGACUGGACCAGAGAAGAAAUUAAGUCUGUUUACGAUUCUCCAGUUCUUGAUCUCCUCUUCCAUGGCGCUCAAGUCCAUAGACAUGUUCACAACUUUAGGGAAGUACAGCAGUGUACUCUUCUCUCUAUUAAGACUGGUGGGUGCAGUGAAGAUUGCUCGUAUUGUCCACAAUCUUCCAGGUAUGACACCGGAUUGAAAGCCCAGAAGCUGAUGAACAUGGAUUCUGUUCUACAGGCAGCAAGGAAGGCAAAGGAGGCGGGUAGUACUCGUUUUUGUAUGGGUGCUGCAUGGAGAGAUACUGUGGGCAGAAAAACCAACUUCAACCAAAUACUUGAAUACAUAAAAGAAAUAAGGGAUAUGGGCAUGGAAGUCUGCUGCACAUUGGGCAUGCUAGAAAAGCAGCAAGCAAUGGAACUUAAGAAGGCAGGGCUUACAGCUUACAAUCAUAACCUUGAUACCUCAAGGGAGUAUUACUCUAAAAUCAUAACCACAAGGUCUUACGAUGAACGCCUUAAAACUCUUGAUCAUGUUCGUGAAGCAGGGAUCAGUGUCUGUUCAGGAGGAAUAAUAGGACUUGGAGAAGCGGAGGAGGACCGAGUUGGUUUAUUGCACACAUUAGCAACACUUCCAGCACACCCUGAGAGUGUUCCAAUCAACUCACUGGUUGCAGUCAAAGGGACACCUCUUCAAGACCAAAAGCCAGUUGAGAUAUGGGAGAUGAUUCGGAUGAUUGCUACUGCUCGUAUUGUGAUGCCAAAGGCAAUGGUCAGACUAUCAGCUGGGCGGGUCCGAUUUUCUAUGGCUGAGCAGGCACUUUGCUUCCUUGCUGGAGCCAAUUCAAUCUUUACAGGAGAGAAGUUAUUGACAACGCCAAAUAACGAUUUCGACAAGGACCAGUUAAUGUUCAAGGUGCUUGGACUCAUCCCCAAAGCUCCAAGUUUUUCCGAUGAAGCAGCAGAAACUUUUGAAGCUGAAGCAAUGUCUAAUUCUGGCUGAAAAUAUCAAUCUCAUGGAAUUUUAAUUUAUAGAAGGAUCAAGACCAUGUUACUCUGUUAAAAUGAAAUUCAAUGCAUCUAAUACAAUUUUACGACAUUUUGUAUUUAAAAUGCUACAAAUCUACCUGUUCUUACCUGUUUAACAUGAAGUAUGGAGGGGAUGUUCUUAGCAAAGCAACCUACGAUCUUUCAUUCUUGCGAGGACAGAACUAUGAAAUUCAAGUUUACCAAGAAAAAAAAGCAUUAAAAUGAUUGUUUUUUUACAGAGCUGAA
This is a messenger RNA of Nelumbo nucifera (sacred lotus), 1752 nucleotides long. It is a transcript of the gene BIO2, whose product is annotated as Radical SAM superfamily protein. Gene Ontology annotation, cellular component: mitochondrion. Gene Ontology annotation, molecular function: biotin synthase activity; 2 iron, 2 sulfur cluster binding. The record is from RefSeq and is a predicted model, not a curated record. NCBI's taxonomy places the organism in Eukaryota, Viridiplantae, Streptophyta, Magnoliopsida, Proteales, Nelumbonaceae. Gene Ontology annotation, biological process: biotin biosynthetic process.